GGGCCGUCCACGCGGUAGGCGGGGAAGCGGAAGUGGGCGGCGCUCCGGCUGCCUGGGAAAUGUCAGCCGCCUGACUGGGGACGGAUUUUCCUUACCCCGGAGCCUGCAGGCCUUUCUAGUGGUCGUCACCGCCGUCGCCCCGGAUCGCCGGUCGCAGGUCCGGGACGGCUGUGGCGGACGCGGGGUUCCCGGUCCUUGUGCGGACGCUGUCUGGCCUGAUGGGGAGGGCGUGAGCCCUGUGGGGUCUGCGGUCUGAGGCCGGGCGCUGGCGGAGAUCGAGAGGACCUCGGAGACCCCGAGCCGCCGCCGCCGCCGCCACCGCGGGCCUUCGUUCCCGGCCACCGAGUGGAGGCGGCAGCCCGGUCCGCCGGCCAGCUUACAGAUAUGACCCAGACCUGUACAUGAGUGACUUUGGUUAGUCAGAGUGAACAUUCAAUAAUGAGUGGUGCAGCUUUGGGACUUGAGAUUGUUUUUGUCUUUUUUCUGGCGUUAUUCCUACUUCAUCGAUAUGGAGACUUCAAGAAACAGCAUAGACUCGUAAUUGUUGGAACACUACUAGCUUGGUAUCUCUGUUUUCUUAUCGUCUUCAUAUUGCCUCUGGAUGUUAGUACGACUAUAUACAAUCGGUGCAAGCAUGCUGCUGCAAACUCAAGCCCUCCUGAGAAUAGCAACAUCACAGGAUUAUAUGCAACUGCUGCCCCAGUUCCCAGCCAGCAUCCAUGUUUCAAGCCAUGGAGUUACAUUCCUGAUGGAAUCAUGCCAAUUUUCUGGAGGGUAGUAUAUUGGACAUCACAAUUUUUAACAUGGAUUCUGUUACCUUUUAUGCAGUCAUAUGCAAGAUCAGGAGGGUUUUCCAUUACCGGAAAGAUCAAAACUGCACUGAUUGAGAAUGCAAUUUAUUACGGCACCUAUUUGCUGAUUUUUGGAGCAUUUUUAAUUUAUGUAGCUGUAAACCCACAUUUGCACUUAGAAUGGAACCAGCUUCAGACAAUCGGGAUAGCUGCAGCAAAUACGUGGGGCCUGUUCCUUCUUGUGCUGCUGUUGGGGUACGGUUUGGUAGAAAUUCCUCGGUCAUACUGGAAUGGAGCAAAAAGAGGUUAUCUGCUUAUGAAAACGUAUUUUAAGGCAGCCAAACUGAUGACAGAGAAAGCAGAUGCAGAAGAGACUUUAGAAGAUGUCAUGGAGGAGGUUCGUAAAGUGAAUGACAGCAUCAAGUAUAACCACCCAUUGAGAAAAUGUGUUGACACGAUUCUUAAAAAGUGCCCUACAGAAUAUCAGGAAAAAAUGGGUAGGAACAUGGAUGAUUAUGAAGAUUUUGAUGAAAAGCAUAAUACCUACCCAAGUGAAAAGAGUCUGGUAAAACUACAUAAACAGGUGAUUUAUUCAGUUCAGAGGCACCGUCGAACUCAAGUACAAUGGCAGAUUCUUCUGGAGCAAGCAUUUUAUCUAGAAGAUGUAGCAAAAAAUGAAACUAGUGCUACUCAUCAGUUUGUUCAUACCUUUCAGUCACCAGAGCCAGAAAACAAAUUUAUCCAAUAUUUUUAUAAUCCUACAGUUGAAUGGUACUGGGAAUGUCUUUUGCGACCAUGGUUUUAUAGGAUACUUGCUGUGGUUUUGUCCAUCUUCUCUGUGAUUGUUGUGUGGUCCGAAUGCACAUUUUUUAGCACUACACCUGUCUUAUCCCUCUUUGCAGUCUUCAUACAGCUGGCUGAAAAAACGUACAAUUAUAUUUAUAUUGAGAUUGCUUGUUUCCUUUCCAUCUUCUUUCUGAGCAUCUGUGUUUAUUCUACUGUGUUCAGGAUUCGUGUAUUUAACUAUUAUUACUUGGCUUCACAUCACCAAACUGAUGCUUACAGCCUUCUUUUCAGUGGCAUGUUAUUUUGCCGUUUGACUCCUCCGUUGUGUCUUAAUUUCUUGGGUUUGACCCAUAUGGAUUCAUCCAUCUCUCACCAGAAUACACAGCCAACUGCUUAUACAUCUAUUAUGGGUUCCAUGAAAGUUUUAUCCUUUAUCGCAGAUGGAUUCUAUAUAUAUUAUCCUAUGUUGGUGGUAAUUCUCUGCAUUGCUACUUACUUUAGUUUGGGAACUCGUUGUUUGAAUCUACUUGGUUUCCAGCAGUUCAUGGGAGAUAAUGAUAUGACAUCAGACUUGGUUGAUGAAGGAAAAGAAUUAAUCAGACGAGAGAAGAGAAAAAGACAAAGGCAAGAAGAAGGUGAAAAUCGAAGAAGAGAAUGGAAAGAACGUUAUGGACACAGUAGAGAAGAUUCCACUAGAAACAGAAAUGUUCAUGUUGACCCAAAAGAGUCAAACCUCUCAGAUCUUAGUACCAACCGAUCAGCAUCCAAAUAUAACAGGGCCAGUAACAGAACUGAAAGGGACCGAAUAGAACUCCUCCAAGAUGUAGAACCUUUGGAUUUUAAUGCAGAAACAUUCACUGAUGAUCCUCUGGAAUCUGAAUCGGGAAGAUCAUUUCUUUAUCCACCUUUCAGGUAUCAGCCUGGUGGACGAUACCUCUCGAUGUCUCAAAGCAGAAUAUUUGAUGAUGUUUAAAGUCUGAAAAUUUAUGAACAACUAACCAAGAUCAACGCAUCAAUCCAGUCUUUCAGAACAUAUGUGUGCCCUAGAAUUUAUACUGUACUCUUAGUGAAAAUGUCAGGACAAAACAGGCCCUGAAAGUUAAUCACAUCUUAGUAAUAAUAGUUUAUUGCCCAUUGGAUAGAGUGUCAUCUUUUCUUGUAAGGUUUAUUACACACUGUUCCUGACGUGUCUGCCUUAGGAAGUACAGGUGUAGUGGAAGGCAUUCAAUUCAUGGUAAAGAUCGCUAUAUGUUGAGAACAUGUAGUUCGGUUUGUUUCAUAUUAGUUUUUCUUGGGAAAGUUGUUUUAAAGAUCCAAGAAAGCCAUAAGUCAUAACUAAAUAACAUCAUAUGGUUUUAUUAUUGUGAUUUACAUUUUUGCUGUUUCUAAAGAAUAUGUUAAUCCCAUAUUUCCCAAAGAGAUGGAGACCUCAAAUAGUAAUGGUAUUUACAAAACCCAUGUCUUAAAACAAGGCUUACUUACCAGACAUAACUGAAUGUAGAAAGCUCUUUUUCAACUCUAUAUGCAAAUCAGUGAGGUUUUUGCAUGUAUAAUUAAGAUUAUACUUCAACUGAUAGUAUUAGUAUCUUUAGCAUGUAUACUAUAGUCGGGUGAUGUAUUAUUCUUUCAGUCUUUGCUAGUAACUGGAAAUUACUAUUCGCUUUUGGUAUUGCUUUGUAAAAGAUUUUCAUUUCAGGGAGAAAUAUUCACCUUUAUCAUUCAGCGUAUUAACUUAAGUGUGGAUCGUUCCACUCAAAGAGAAUCUGAAGCAUUAAUGGUAAAUUGUGGGUUGUUUUUGUGUUUUUUUUUUUUUAAUAGCCAAAGAGUCCCACAAAAUUCUCUAAUUUUUAAAGGUGCCUCUUGAUGCUUUGUGGAAAAUGGUUACUCUAAGGAAAAAAGUGAAUCCAUUUACUAAUACUUAAAUUUGGGUUUAUAGAAUGGAAAUAUGUGAUAACUGUUAAACGUGCUAAUUAUUUUAAAAUGAGUUUUUUAAUUUUUGUGUUUAAGCCAAAGUUGGGUAUUAUAUUUUGAAUCAUCAGUGUUUUAUUGCACAGUGAAUAUUGCACAGUUGAACACAAUAUGCUUCCAGAGAGUUUUUUGUGUCCCUGAAAUGUUUGCAACUCAAAGAAUCCCUGCUAUGGAUUCACCCAGUGGUGACUAUUCUUGAGCUUGCCCACAAGUCUCAGUUUAACGCCUAUUAUUCUGUAUAAAUUUUAAUAGUCCUCGCUUUCACUCUGAAGUUUCCCAGUUUAAAAAUGAGUUAUAUGAUCACCCUAACAAUAUGAUUUUAUGUUUUUUAUGUUUCUUGAAGGUAAUCUUCCCUUGAAUCAUAAUUUUAAAUUUUUUAUUUUGCUUUUUAUUUAGUAUUAUCAUGUAAAUUUUUAAAAGACAGUUCUAUGCAGAUACUGAAAGGAAUAGUAUAUCAUCCUACUUACCUGAUUUUGUUUAAUUUUUAUGAUCUUUGAGAUUAAAUCCCUUUAAAUAAUUAUAAAUGGAUAGAUUUUAUUCUCAGUCAAAGGUCAUACAGGCUGCCCAUUUGAGAACCCACACAGAGACUUUCACUGUAAAGUGUGGUUACAGACUGUAGGCCAGGAACAGAGAUCAUUUGAUAUUGUUUGUCAUUUCAUGACUGACCAUUCAAUAUCUUGGACAAAUUAUGUAACCUCUCAGUGCCUCAAUUUCUUCAUUCGUGAAAUGAAGAUGAUACUUGCUAUUUACCUACUCAUCUACCUCACAAAACUAUUGUGAGGGUAUUGAGUUGAUGCUGAUAUGCUGGAGUUUAAAACAAAACAAAACAAAAGAAGUUGUAACCUCUGCUGUUCUUCCUAGUGGUACUUGAAGGUGUUGGAUGGAGAAAUGAUAAGCUCGGAGAGGGGUUCAGUUUCUUUAUAAUUACAGAGAAGCUUUUAAGUCCCUGAAGCAAAAACUGUUUUUGGAAUAAUUUAUCAAAAGUCCUCUGAAAAUAGUAUUGUGGUAUAUUUGGUCUUUGGGUUUACCUUGGCAUAUUUUCCUUAAGUAUAAUGUUGUUUCUCAUCAGGUUUUAUCAUGAAACCCAGAUGCUGUACGAGAAGCAGCAGCAGAAAAAUUAUUCACUUAUAAGUCACUUUUGUAACUUAUAAUACCCUAAAGUAAUUGCUAGGAAUAUGUAGGGGAAUGUACUACUUUCCUUUAUUAUUUUUUUAUGAUUAUAAUAAUUGAAGUGUAUGUAAUACUUCACAAACAACCUAGCUCCCUUUGUGACUUCUGAGUUAUUUCCAAAAUAAUUUUUGGUUGUUUAAAUGAUCUAGAGUCAACUUUUUAAGCAGAAUUUAUCUUACAGGAUUUUAUAUACGAUCAUAUAGGAAGGUUACCUGGCUGGACAAAUUUGAGUUCAUAACAUUUUAACCUCUGAAGAAUAAAGAAUUUAUUGGUGGAGGAACUAAGUUAAUGUCUGUAAAGCCACCUUGUGUAAAAAACUAAAGUAAGAACAAGUUUUCUGCUUGGGGAAGCUUAUUAAAAUGUAAUGACAUCUACUGCAAAACAUUACUACUAAAUUCAUACACUUUAAGUGCAAAGUAAUUUCCUAAACAAUUACUUCUGACAAUUAGCUUUUGAUGUCUUUCUUAUAUAAUAAUAGAUAUCCAAUUAAAUUUUCUAAAUUAUUUUUCUGAAUAAUUAUUAGGUAAGAAUAUUCAGUAAGCCAAUAAUUCAAAAUAACCAUUGCAGAAAGUGAUAAUAAUCUGUUAAUUUCACGAAUCACCUGUAAGUUGCUAAUUAACUUUUGUUACUACAUCAGUAACUUGAUCUUAUCAGUAAAGCAUUUUUAUAAAAAUCAUUAGUAAAAUAAUAAAUAAGGUUUAAACCUAAUUAUUAGGAUUUGCUCUCUUACCAAGUGAAUAUAAGGGCUUUCGAGUACUUUCAAUACACAAGUCCUCACUUCACAAGAGUGAUAAAAGCUAAGUCAAAACAUUCAAAGAUUUUCCAUUUAUUAAAAAAUAGAUCAGAAAAUUUGACAAUCAAAAAUAAAUACCGCGAGUUGAUCUAUUUUUGGUCUCUACUAUUUGAUUAGAGUAUCAGUUCUUAAAUUUACACUGGUUGUGUACCCAAAUGAAAUUAAAUAUGGAUAGGAAAGUCAAUUUGUGGGCUUUUAAAAGUAUAUUUCAGCAUACGGAUAAAAGAAUUUCAUUUAUGUACAAUAGCAAACCUCAUUUUUUGUCUUGUAAGAGAUUCAGGGAAUGUUCUUGAUGGUAUGUUGAUGAGCAUCUUAAAAGAAAGAAAGCUCUCCCUAAUUACAAUUCACACUGUUCAGUAAUAGGAGUUUUGUACUUGUGAUUUGAGUGGACCAUGCCUGAAAGUUACAAGGAUAAGUAUAUUUGCACUAAAGAGACAAAACAUGUCCCUGAGAAAUCUUAACAUACUUGAAUCUGUAAAGUGUAAUGGAUCACAUUACAUUAAAUUCUAAAUGUUAAGGAGUAAAUGGAUUUAGAGUUCUAUCUUUUCUUUGUUUUCUUCCUUCCUCGUCCUUUUAUACUUUCUGAAACUUCUUUUUACAGUAUGAUUUUUAAUAUGCUGACAGAUUUUCUUUGUUUUGUGUAUACAGUUGUUUCUGAUGAUCAGUACACUCAAAAGGAACUAGUUCUGAUUCCACAUCCCACUACUUGAAUAGUAAUAUUGCACCGAAAGUAGUGAAACAUAUUUUUCUAGACAACUAAGCAACAUCUAAAUGUAAAUGUGAUACAUGCUGACUCAGUGUGUUGUCUUUAGGUCACUAAAGAGGACACUUCAUUAAUAGGAAUUACUCUCAGUGUAAUGUGUUGGCAUAAAAUGGAUUUCCAAAAACAAUGAUUUUAAAAAACACAACAACAACAACAAAUAAGAACCUUAAGAUAACUUUUUAUGAGAAAGAGUUCAUAAAUAACCUACAUAGUUGUCAAAGUUUCAUUAGGAGAGGUUAGAAUAAUACAAGAGGGUUAUAGGAGGCGUUCUAAAAUAUUAAUUCCCUCCAUGAAAAGUACUUCUUCCCAGUGGACUUUUUCAUGCCCAGAGAACUAGAAGACCAAGCCCUGUCAUCCUUUACCCCAACUCCUGGAGACCAGGCCUGAUGAAUCCUUUUCCCCAGCAGAGUGGGCACUAGCCCUGCCCUAUCCUCAGUCCCAUCAUUGGGAACAUGACCUCACUUCUAAUUCUUUUCACACUUAGUCUGGUCUUCCUAAAAUUUUAUUAUCAUUGUCAAAAGAUUUGUCCAUUGAGGUUGGUUGAAGCCUUUCUACAAUUUUUAAUUUAUUAAUAAAGCAGGAAUAUUGGCAUGUUCCUCUUCUUAUUGAUAAUCUUAAAAGACAUUUAUUUUUGACACACACCCUGGAAAAAAAUAACUUUUUCUCCUGAAAAUUUUUUCUUUGGUGGUUAUCUUGAUCUCAAAUCAUUUUAUAAAAGAUUUUUUUUUUCUGUACUCAGUGCAAAAGUGUAGAAAAAGUGGUUUACUAUGGCAGAUAUAUGUAGGGUAAAGUCAUAAUUUGUGACUCUGUGCAACACCAUAUUGAGUCAAUAUAAUUGAUAUAAAUCCUAUCAAUCUAGUCACUUAGAGCUGUAUUUCUCAAAAGAACGCUGGCUAGCAUCUUCCCUACUUAGUACACCAAGUUGUAGGGGAGAGACUUGUAUUUAUUUUAUUAAAAGCAAUCCAAUGGAUUUGUUUUUGUCCAUACUUUGAAAACAGCUUGAAGGAUUUUUCUCAUUUUAGAAGGUAGAAAACAUGUGGACAUGUCUUUUAAAUUACUGUAAUCUAAUAUAUAUUUAUAAAUUAUAGCAUUGAAAAAAGAGCUCUAAUAUUGAUGUUGUUACUUUCUGGUAUUUAAUUUUUAUAAAAUUUUUUUGUAGUAACUAAUUGUAGUGCUUUUAAGUAGUUUAAAAAUCAUUCUCAAAUAAGUUCUGCCCACAUCCUAGUUCCUUGGGGCAAUUCUAAAGUUCAGUAAUCCAGUGUGAAUUUGAAAUAUUCUUUCAUCCCUUCAGUGUCUUUUUAUAUAUAUCAGUACCCAAACGAAGUAUACCAAAAGCCUAAUUUCUGUGUUGCAUUAAUGAAGUACUUGUUAUUUGUCUAAUUCAGUGGAUUAGGUGAAAUAGAGGAUAAGUCUUUUCAAAUGUGCAUCUGGUCAUAAUUUUUCUAAAUGUUCAUUCUGUUCAUUUUUGGUGCAUGAUGCCAAAUUUGUCUUUAAUCAGCCAUUACUACCUGAUAUGUAAUGACAGAUGUUUUCCUAUCUGACCAAUGGGUUAACUAUUUUUCUCUGCAGAUUCUCACUACAUUUUCAAAUAUGUAUUUGGAAAAAGCUGCAAAAUGCUCCUAUAAGUAAGUUAGCAUCUUUGGCCUUAUCUAUGCAUAAUGUUCCUUCGGUUUGGUUUUGACAAACUCGUGGACUUGCAGUUGCUUUGUAGUAUUUUAACUUAUUGUGAUGUAAUGAAUUUUUUGAAAUGUUUACUUGAUUAGCUAUUAAAAUAUAGGAAAUUAUGUGGCUUUGCAUGAAAUAAAGAACAUUUUUACAAGUUCCUAAGAA
Molecule: messenger RNA, 8101 nt
Organism: Canis lupus familiaris (dog)
Lineage: Eukaryota; Metazoa; Chordata; Mammalia; Carnivora; Canidae
Gene: LMBRD2
Product: LMBR1 domain containing 2
Exons: 18
Coding region: 439-2550 (703 amino acids)
Biological process (GO): adrenergic receptor signaling pathway
Cellular component (GO): membrane
Source: RefSeq, a predicted model, not a curated record